AUGGAUGUCUCCUUACCAGUCGAUAAAUUGUCAAAACCUGAGUCAAUUACAAAGCUUGUUCUUGAGUUUGACUUGGACAAAACCUGUGUCGUGCUUGUGGCAACUGGGAGUUUUAACCCUCCAACUUUCAUGCAUUUACGUAUGUUUGAGAUGGCGAGAGAUGCAUUAAACUCGGAGGGAUUUCAUGUUCUUGGAGGCUAUAUGUCCCCUGUAAAUGAUGCAUACGAGAAGAAGGGACUUUUAUCUGCAGAUCACCGUUUAAAGAUGUGUAAUCUAGCCUGCAAAAGCUCCGAUUUUAUAAUGGUUGAUCCUUGGGAGGCAUCCCAAGAUAGCUACCAGAGAAGUUUGAUGGUUUUAUCAAGGGUCAAGACUUUUCUUACACAAAAUAGACACGUACCCGAGGAAUCCCUCAAAGUCAUGCUAUUAUGUGGCUCGGAUUUACUGCAAUCUUUUUGCACUCCCGGUGUUUGGAUCCCUGAACAGGUAAAGGCCAUUUGCAAAGACUAUGGGAUUGUGUGCAUCCGUAGAGAAGAACAAGAUGUUGAAAGUAUGAUACUUGGUGACAGAAUCUUACACGAAACCCGUGUAAGUACUUACCGAUUUUCUUGUUUCUGUUUCUCUGGAUCAAUCAGUCAAAUUUUAACACGGUUUCUUUUGCAGGAUAACAUCAGAAUCGUCAACAAUUCUGUUCCUAAUCAAAUUAGCUCAAGUAGAUUAAGGAAAUGCAUUUCGCGAGGAUUAUCAGUUAAGUACUUGACUGAAGAUGGAGUGAUAGAUUAUAUCAAACAACACCAACUUUACACUAACCUCGAAUGA
This is a messenger RNA of Eruca vesicaria subsp. sativa (arugula), 816 nucleotides long. The record is from the annotation of a GenBank genome assembly. NCBI's taxonomy places the organism in Eukaryota, Viridiplantae, Streptophyta, Magnoliopsida, Brassicales, Brassicaceae.